Corythoichthys intestinalis (scribbled pipefish) is the source of this 1710-nucleotide messenger RNA. RefSeq lists its product as uncharacterized. NCBI's taxonomy places the organism in Eukaryota, Metazoa, Chordata, Actinopteri, Syngnathiformes, Syngnathidae. Gene Ontology annotation, molecular function: RNA binding. The record is from RefSeq and is a predicted model, not a curated record. Gene Ontology annotation, cellular component: cytoplasmic stress granule; nucleoplasm. The transcript has 4 exons. The coding region runs from base 207 to 962 and encodes 251 amino acids.
CGAGUUUCCCGCCGGAACAUUUUAUUUACAGGCCUACUUCCUGUCCCACCCACACCGUCGUGUCGUUUCCUGGUGGUGGAGAAGCCGAAGCAAGGCAGUAGCGAGCGAGCGAGCGAGACUCAUCCAGGCGAGCCGACGUUCUCCCGACGCUGUAAACAAAAGUCAACUCGGCGGUCAGCGUUCAACGACACUUUCGGCGGAAAGACAUGCAUAUCAAGACAGGUACAUGGGAGGCCAGUAACACUGUGUGCGAGUCCGAUACCCUGUGCGACCCGGCGGUCCUGGUAGCGAGCGCCAACCCCGAGCCCCACAUCCGAAACCGUCGCCUGUCGCCCGGCAAUUGCGGCGGGGGCGGAGGAGGCCGCGUUUCGCCCGACCUGAUCGGACCGGGUUUCCGUCGAGAGAAGGAGCGCAAGGGCCCACAGUACAAAGGACGCGGAAUUCGGCGAGAGGGUAGCCAGAAGGGGCUGAACCGGGCCCAGAAGGAGAGGUGGGUGGAGGACAGUCUGUCGCUGCUCAAGCCCCCGCCCGCCUUCCCGGUGCAGGACAGUCCCGCCAAGCUGCAGCCAGCCGUCAGCUACGCCUCCAAGGUCAAGGCCAAAACUUCGAGCGGCGUGCUGGAAGACGAACGCCCCGCCAUCGGUGUUUUGCUCCAGAACCAAUGGGGGCUGAGUUUCAUCAGCGAAGCCCGGCCCGUCCAGGAGGGCGCGGACCCUCGCCCCGACGACGACUCCCUCGCGCCGGUCGACACGCCCCUCGCCGUCCGGCCCUUCGCUACCUCCGCCCCGGCCCCGCGCCACCUCCAGAUGGACGCGCGCAACGGGGAGCUGCUACUCAGUUGUCGUCACCUAGUGGAGGCGCUCAACUUCCACAAUAGAGAAUGGAAUGCAAUUUGCAACAAACAGAAGAAAGAUCCAAAAAGAGUUAUGUGGUACAAGGACUUCCAGGAGCACCCGGCCUAGCAGCGCACGGCCCCCCGAAAGCAUCUACAACACAUACACGCGACUGCACACACACACGUAAAAUCAACAUGCGCCUUCAUGCACAUUAAAAACACACAGACAAUUGUUGGAGUCCCCUCUCACACACUGCACUCAGGAUGAUGUCUUCAUGCAAAGCCACACUGAGACACUUUGGACUAACUCCUUUUUGAGAUCUUACAGCAAUGACUUUUUUUUUUUUUUUAAUCGCCUUAUUAAAAAGUCUGCCUUAAGUAAUCAGACCGUUUUUCCAUUGCCCCCUUAUGAGUUUUAGCUUGUAUGUGUGAGAGCGGGUGUCCCCCCUUUCUCCUUUAAAGAGCUGUAAUUGAAUUUGUUGUCCCUUUUUUUUUUUUUUUUAACUGUCCCGUGUAAAGCGAGUGGUCAAUCAAGCACUUUGUUAAAAAGAUAAAUCUGUUCAAAACUACACGGUGAUGUUUUUUCGCCCGACUCCAUUUUUUUGAGACGUCUUAUACCUGCUAAAGUUUUACUGUUAAAUGUCUCUUCGGUUUACAAAAGGGGUGGAUUCAAAGGCACAGUGGAAUUUCCCCUUGUCGCCCUGUCAGAUCUUAAUGCUGUUUGUUGAAAUGUUUGCGUUCUAAUCAGAUGAAUGUUGCUCAUGACUUCAUAAGGGAGCUCAGUGUUCAAUAUGUUGAUUUUUGAAUUUGGAAAAAUUACACUGGAGGAGGAAUGUACGUAAACAGUAUUGCUUAAUAAAAGUGAAUAAACUUGA